AUGCCAUCGUCAAAUGCUCGUCGACAAGCCAACCGUGCAAGAUGCUCUAUACCUGAAUGCGGAAAGUUUGCACAAACUCGUAAACUAUGUAAAGCCCACGGUGGUGGCUCUCGUUGUCACCAUCCUAACUGCCGAAAGCUUGCUCAAAGCCGAGGUCUGUGUAUUGCGCAUGGAGGUGGCCGUCGAUGUGCGUUUGACAAUUGCUCCAAGCUUGCCCAGUCCAAAGGCUAUUGUAUUUCACAUGGCGGUGGCCGCCGUUGUCAUGUCAUCGACUGCGAUAAGUUCGCGCAAAUUCGCGGUUAUUGCAAGUCGCACUCGAAAUUUGUUGAAUUGGGCUCUGGAUCAUGGUCUCCGGUGUCGAUUACUGGAUCAACAACGGACAGUUUUCUUAUGAAACGCACGAUCUUGCCGAACAACUCGAAGAUUUCGAUAGACUUUCUUAUCAACCCAUGCAGCAUGACUUUCGACUACAAGGAAGUAGUGCCAUCAUGUCUACAUGUGACCAAUUCUGGUUUGGCCCACCAACGCUCGCUUUUAUCUUACCUCGAUACAACGAAGACAUUAAUAGCAAAACAGACUCGAACCUAA
This is a messenger RNA of Plasmopara halstedii, 588 nucleotides long. RefSeq lists its product as uncharacterized. The record is from RefSeq and is a predicted model, not a curated record. The transcript has a single exon. NCBI's taxonomy places the organism in Eukaryota, Oomycota, Peronosporomycetes, Peronosporales, Peronosporaceae. The coding region runs from base 1 to 588 and encodes 195 amino acids.